Entrophospora sp. SA101 is the source of this 326-nucleotide messenger RNA. The record is from the annotation of a GenBank genome assembly. NCBI's taxonomy places the organism in Eukaryota, Fungi, Glomeromycota, Glomeromycetes, Entrophosporales, Entrophosporaceae.
AAAAACGCAAAGCAGAAGCUGACAGAAUUAGACAAAAAUAUCCCGAUAGAAUUCCAGUCAUUUGUGAAAAGGUUGAAAAAUCUGAUAUUGCUACAAUUGAUAAAAAGAAAUAUUUAGUUCCUGCAGAUUUAACAGUUGGGCAAUUUGUUUAUGUUAUCCGUAAACGUAUUAAAUUGAGUCCUGAAAAGGCUAUCUUUAUAUUCGUUGAUGAAGUUCUUCCACCAACAGCAGCGUUAAUGUCAAGUAUUUAUGAAGAACAUAAAGAUGACGAUGGAUUUUUAUAUAUAACAUAUUCUGGAGAAAAUACAUUUGGGAUUUUACAAUGA